Molecule: messenger RNA, 1608 nt
Organism: Lizanozyma spartinae
Lineage: Eukaryota; Fungi; Ascomycota; Pichiomycetes; Serinales; Debaryomycetaceae
Gene: PDK2
Product: protein kinase
Exons: 1
Coding region: 1-1608 (535 amino acids)
Biological process (GO): protein phosphorylation; regulation of glucose metabolic process
Cellular component (GO): mitochondrion
Molecular function (GO): pyruvate dehydrogenase (acetyl-transferring) kinase activity
Source: RefSeq, a predicted model, not a curated record
AUGGGAACAGGUUGGGAACUAACCAAGCCAUUGCUUGAAAAGAUAUACAAAUAUGCUGCUUUCGAUCAGACACCGAUCUCAUUAAGACUGAUGGUUCAAUUUGGACCAAACCCUUCACCGGGAUCAAUAUUUUUGGCUUCACAAUUUAUAGUGGAAGAAUUGCCUAUUCGAUUGGCGAAGAAGGUGAAAUCGCUUGAAAAUGCCCCUUUGGGUCUUGAUUCUAUGCCCUCCACUAUCAAGGUGAAGAAUUGGUACGCUCAGUCGUUUCAAGAAUUGACUGAGUUGAAAAAACCAGUCAUUGAUGAGAACUUACGGCAGAUGCUUCUGUCCAGUGAAGAGUCUCGCUCUGAUGAUUCAAGGACGUCAUCUAGUAUUAACAAUGAAUCAGGAGUGGCUACUAAUGGAUCUUCUAGUGGAGUAUCCAAUACCUCGGCUCCUCCUUCCAAUUCAGAAUAUACUCCAUUUUCUGAUUUUUCCGAUGAUGAUGGAAUCGUUUAUCGUUCAAGGUACCUGCCUUCUCCAUAUGCACAAACCGAGGAUACUUCUACUACCACAUCUAUUCAGUCUUCUCCUACGGCUAAUAAAUCUUACUACAACCCAUGUCCUACAAACAUUGUAUGGCCCAAAGAGGUGUAUGACUACAAUAAACUGGUGUGUGAUGCUUUAACCAAGAUCAAAAAACGUCAUGAUGCCACUGUGGCCACCAUGGCACAAGGAGUGAAGGAAUGGAAAUCAGAGCAUCAACUGGUGUUUGUUAAUUCUCAGAUCCAGGCAUUUUUGGAUAAAUUUUACAUGUCUAGAAUUGGGAUUCGAAUGCUUAUUGGACAGCACAUUGCUUUAAAUAUGCAGCAGGCUUCACCUACUCGACAGAGAUUAUCAACUUUUUUCAAUGGUAAAAAUGGAUCAUCUUCAUCCUCGUUAUCAUCAUCAAAUGGUUCUGCUAAUGGCUCGUCAAAUAGACUUUCCAAGCCUAACUACGUUGGUGUCAUAUGUACUGAUUGUAAUGUUUCAGACAUUGCACAGGAUGCCAUUGAUACUGCUUCAUACAUUUGUGAAGAACAUUACGGACUAUUUGAAGCCCCAGAAAUACAAUUGAUAACACCAAACAACGAUAUCAACUUCAUGUAUGUUCCUGGCCAUUUGAUUCAUAUGUUGUUUGAAACAUUAAAGAACUCCCUUAGGGCUACCAUUGAGUUCCAUACGCCUAAAUUGAAACAGCAGUAUCUACAAGAGAAUCCUGGAACAGAUGCAAACUCCAUAGAUUUAAAUGAUCUCAAGUUCCCUCCUAUAAAGGUAAUUAUCUCUGAAGGCUAUGAAGACAUAGCUAUCAAAGUCAGUGAUGAAGGAGGAGGCAUUGCUCGUUCAGAAGUCCCAUUGAUUUGGACUUACUUAUACACAACAGUUAAAGAAGCCCCCACCUUAGAACAAGAUGGUAAUAAUAAUAGCUUCAGAGCUCCAAUGGCCGGAUUCGGGUACGGGUUACCUAUUUCUCGGUUAUAUGCUCAAUACUUUGGAGGUGACUUGAAGUUAAUCUCCAUGGAAGGUUAUGGUACAGAUGUUUACUUACAUUUGAAUCGGUUAUCAUCUUCUCUGGAACCCUUACCUUAG